GGCUGCCGCCACUUGGACUGGGUGCGGACUGGAAGCGCUUUGUUCCCUUUGCCUUGUUGCUUUAGGCGCUGUCAAAGAGGCGGGAAAGGAGCUGUAAUGUAGGCAAGUUAACGGGAUCUCGUGACAGAUAUCUGGAAACAUGGCUUCUGAACAUGUUAAUGGGAAUGGUACUGAAGAGCCGAUGGAUACUUCUGCUGCAGUUACCCAUUCUGAGCAUUUCCAGACAUUGCUUGAUGCUGGUUUACCACAGAAAGUUGCUGAAAAACUAGAUGAAAUUUACGUUGCAGGGCUAGUUGCUCACAGUGAUUUAGAUGAAAGAGCUAUUGAAGCUUUAAAGGAAUUUAAUGAAGAAGGUGCAUUGGCAGUGCUUCAGCAAUUUAAAGACAGUGAUCUCUCUCAUGUUCAGAACAAAAGUGCCUUUUUAUGUGGCGUCAUGAAGACAUACAGACAACGAGAAAAGCAAGGGACCAAAGUGGCAGACUCUAGCAAAGGACCAGAUGAAGCAAAAAUCAAGGCACUUUUAGAGAGAACGGGUUAUACGCUUGAUGUGACUACUGGACAAAGAAAGUAUGGUGGUCCUCCCCCAGACUGUGUGUACUCUGGACAACAGCCUUCUGUUGGCACUGAGAUAUUUGUGGGUAAGAUUCCGAGGGACUUAUUUGAGGAUGAACUUGUUCCAUUAUUUGAGAAAGCUGGGCCUAUUUGGGAUCUGCGCUUAAUGAUGGAUCCUCUCACAGGCUUAAACAGAGGAUAUGCUUUUGUCACUUUUUGUAACAAAGAGGCAGCUCAAGAAGCUGUUAAACUGUAUAACAAUCAUGAAAUUCGUUCUGGAAAACACAUUGGUGUAUGUAUCUCUGUUGCCAACAAUAGGCUUUUUGUUGGCUCUAUUCCUAAGAGUAAAACCAAGGAGCAGAUAGUUGAAGAAUUUAGCAAAGUAACGGAGGGCCUGACAGAUGUAAUACUGUAUCACCAACCUGAUGACAAAAAAAAGAAUAGAGGCUUUUGUUUCCUUGAAUAUGAGGAUCACAAAACUGCAGCUCAAGCCAGGCGUAGGUUAAUGAGCGGAAAAGUGAAAGUAUGGGGUAAUGUUGUUACAGUUGAAUGGGCUGAUCCUAUAGAAGAUCCAGAUCCUGAAGUCAUGGCAAAGGUGAAAGUGUUAUUUGUGCGGAACCUUGCAAAUUCAGUCACAGAGGAAAUACUAGAAAAGGCCUUUAGUCAGUUUGGAAAACUGGAGCGAGUGAAGAAACUAAAAGAUUAUGCUUUUAUUCAUUUUGAUGAACGUGAUGGUGCUGUAAAGGCAAUGGAAGGAAUGAACGGAAAAGAUUUAGAAGGAGAAAAUAUUGAAAUUGUUUUUGCAAAGCCACCUGAUCAAAAAAGGAAAGAACGGAAAGCGCAGAGACAAGCUGCUAAAAAUCAAAUGUAUGAUGACUAUUAUUACUAUGGCCCUCCUCAUAUGCCCCCACCAACAAGAGGUCGAGGUCGAGGAGGUCGAGGCGGCUAUGGAUAUCCCCCUGACUACUAUGGAUAUGAAGAUUAUUACGAUUAUUAUGGCUAUGACUACCAUAACUAUCGUGGUGGAUAUGAAGAUCCUUACUAUGGUUAUGAAGAUUUUCAAGUUGGAGCUAGAGGAAGGGGUGGUAGAGGAGCAAGGGGUGCUGCUCUUUCCAGAGGUCGCGGGGCUGCUCCUCCCCGUGGCAGAGCCGGUUAUGCACAAAGAGGUGGUCCUGGAUCAUCAGCAAGAGGUGUUCGUGGUGCGCGAGGAGGUGCCCAGCAACAAAGAGGCCGCGGGGUACGUGGUGCAAGGGGUGGCCGCGGUGGAAAUGUAGGAGGAAAGCGCAAAGCUGAUGGGUACAACCAGCCAGAUUCCAAGCGGCGCCAGACCAAUAAUCAGAACUGGGGCUCCCAUCCCAUUGCUCAGCAACCGCUCCAAGGUGGUGAUCAUUCUGCAGGGAAAAGGGGUCGAGGCCGGUCCUGACCUGUUACAAUGAAGACUGACUUGCUAAGUGGGAUUACACCAGAAGCUUGAAGUGGAGUAAUGGUAAGGAAAUCAAGCAACCUUAAGUAUCUCGGCUGUAUAGGAGCAAAUUAUUUUGUAGAAGAUCCUUCGUGCGAAGAUCAUGGAAUAAAAUAUGGGACACUUGGACUUUGAUAUGAAUUUCUAUUAAGUUUUCUCUGCAGUGCAAAUUAUAAAUCUAAAGCUAAUAUUUUCCCAAUGUGUACAACAAAAUUCUUUAUCUCUAGCAUGGCCUCUUAAAUGUUCUUAAAAAAAACAAAAAACAAAAACAUCUACUUAAAAGUAGACUUUCCCUAUUGUUUUUAAAAUGGAUUCCAAAAGUGGUAUUCUCUUAUUGCUCUGAAACUUUUAUUGCAGUGAUAUUAGGUGAAUAUCAUAAUUGGUAUCCUUAACUUUUUAUUUCUGCUCAUGAAGGUUAAUCAUGGUUGUCUAUAUAGUAAUCACUUUGAAAUGUGUUCAGAUACAGCAGUUUCAGGUGUAAUCAUCAGAGCUGGUUAGUCAGGCAUUCCAGAUAGUGGUUCUUUUCAGAACCUUUUUUAAAGGGUUGGUUAACUACCUCAGUAGCAGAGGAUUGAACUAUACCCUAUCUGUACUGUACAUAGAAAAUUUUUGUAGAUAAAAUCAAGGCUUGUUUAAUUAUGACACGAGGGUAAACUAUAUACCAAAUGUUACAUUCUUAGUUGCCUUUAAUUUCAGAGGCUUUGUAAGAGAAUCCCUCCUGUUCAUCAUAACAGGCCUUGUUUUUGUCGUAUUUUGUGGCUGAAAAAGCAGCCUUGCUUCUUCAGAUAUUGUAGUUAUUUGGAUGUAUAAUAGUUUAGCAAGAUGUUACUUUUUGUAAGACAUCAAAUGUUUAAAAAAGUGCAUCAGCAACUUGUACUAAAUACUGCAGUGUCCCUUUAUAAAAGGUCAGACUAAAACUGACAACUUGUACAGUGAAGCCUGACAUUUGGAUAUUUUGAAGUUUUUCAUAAAUCAUAGAAUAUAGUAUAUGGUGUAGUUUAGCUUUUUAGGUAAAGGUAUGUUUUCUCAUUAGUGCAUUUCUUAUUGCUGAUUGCUGUGAAAACGAGCAGAUCAGCUUUCCAUUCUCUCUUUAUGCAGAUCAUGAUAACCUGUAGAGUAGAAUACAAUCAUUUGUGCUAUGUUUUAAUUUUCUAAAGCACCUUGAUGACAGUGAGUGUUAAGUGGUGAAGCAUCCUCUAUUGAAUUACCCUUCCAAAAAGUUUCUGUCAAGUCUAAAUAUACAUAGGUAAGAUAAAACUAUGAUUUAAUAUGGGUUUGGCAGAAAAAGCUUCCCUUUAUCUUUCCCCAAAGGGAUACUGCAGUUGUUAUAUACCCGUAGGCACCACAAUAAGAACUGAGACACCAAAUUAAGGUUUUAUACACACCAGUUCCCCAGUAAAUGAAAAAAUUAACAAAAAAAUAGAUGUCAUAUGUUAAAUGCUCAUUGCAAACAAUCAUUUUGCAUUCCUGCAAAUAAAAUUGUUUUAUACUGUAAGCUGGAGGCAAGUGUAACUUAUUUUUGUAAUAAAGUUUUUAUUUUUUU
Rhineura floridana is the source of this 3557-nucleotide messenger RNA. RefSeq names its product synaptotagmin binding cytoplasmic RNA interacting protein (gene SYNCRIP). The transcript has 12 exons. The record is from RefSeq and is a predicted model, not a curated record. The coding region runs from base 140 to 1975 and encodes 611 amino acids. Gene Ontology annotation, biological process: CRD-mediated mRNA stabilization. Lineage: Eukaryota; Metazoa; Chordata; Lepidosauria; Squamata; Rhineuridae. Gene Ontology annotation, molecular function: mRNA 5'-UTR binding. Gene Ontology annotation, cellular component: nucleus; ribonucleoprotein complex; CRD-mediated mRNA stability complex.